Molecule: messenger RNA, 544 nt
Organism: Durusdinium trenchii
Lineage: Eukaryota; Dinophyceae; Suessiales; Symbiodiniaceae
Source: the annotation of a GenBank genome assembly
GAACGCAUUGCGCUUCGCUAUCGUCGGUGGAUGCAGCGAAGCUCUUUUCAUUCAGCGCUGUUGGGAGUUCAUUUCUGGAGAGAAGGCGUUGCUUCAAUGCAGGUCAGAUAGCUCAGCAGCUCACGCGCCUGCAGCAAGGAUUAGAUUUGGCCGGAGUCGUCGCAUUGCAGCUGGCAUGCUGUGGUUGCAGGAGAUGACAGCAGAGAAGGCUAUUAGAGCGACAGGCGUUCCAACUGCAGUGAACACCAGUGAUGCAGGAACGAAGUGUUUGAGCAAAGCCAGGCUGAAGAAAUACCUCAUGAAGAUGAUCCAUGAAGAUGACGAGAAGAUUAUGGCCAGCGCAAUCCAAGCUCCGGAAGAAGUGAGAAAGUUGGGCAAGGCCUUCGAAACGGAUGAAGAAGAGGAGAUUGUGCAGGAUGAGCCCUAUGCAGAACAAGAAGAAAGACGAUUGAAGCGGCAGAUCCGGCAGCUCAACGAAGAGUUGCGGGAGAAAGACGGAAAGACGCCAAAGCAUAGUCCAGAGAUUGAGAAGUUGAAGAGAGAG